CAGCGCAUCUUCUAACAGCAAUGGCCGCCUCUAGCCUCAAUGUGGUUCGAGUGAGGCUGUAUUUUGAUUAUCCUUCCCCCGCCGUAUCCACCUGUCGUAUGUGUUGGUUGCUUAUUGAUCUUAACAAAUGUAGGGUUGUUGCAGAUUUGAUCAGCGUUAUUAGGGAAAAGUUUGACUACAGUCGCAAGACUGGCUUAGACCUGUUCAUUGAAGAUUGCUACCUCCCACCUUUAGAGAGCAUCUACGUCGUGCGGGAUAAUGACAGUAUCAGGGUGAAAGCUGAGAGUCGAUCACACGUGACGGCUACAGAGUCAGAAACAUCCAAAUCGAGUAAAGGCAAGAAAAGAGGGAGGGAUCCCGAAGAACAGGAGGUGAAUGAUGACCAGACUAGCGCUUUGAAAAAGAGAAAGGAAACAGAGGAAAGUCAGGGAGCUCAGCUGGCUGUGACUGAGAAUGGCAAGAAAAAGAAGAAAAGUAAAAAAAAGAAGAGGAAAGAGGAGCAGGCAGAAACGGUCAAACUGACCCCUGCUGCCCCAGUGGCUAAACCUCAGCCAGUCAAAUCCACUAAAAAACAACAGCCUUCCGCUCCUGCUCUUAAUGGUAAACCCGCUGCCAGGAAACCACAGGAAUCUUCCUCCGACUCCAGUGAUAGCAGUGAUGAAGAGCCACCAAAAAGACCCGCUCAGCAUCCUAAACCUCAGGGCAAAGUAAGCAGCGGGGCAACUCCUGUCAGUAAGUCUGGCUCAAAUGCAGUGACCAAACGAAAGGACAGCUCGUCAUCGUCAGACUCAAACUCCAGCUCGGAGUUGCAGCCCCCUAAAAAGCCAACUCCUGCUAAAUCCCUUCCCGCUAAGCCCAAACCUAGUCCUGCAAAUGCCGCCGUGAACACAAAGACCAAACCCCCACCUAAAAAGCAGGCUCAGAACUCUUCCUCCGAUUCUGAUUCCUCCAGCAGUGCUGAGAGGCCUCCUCCCAAGCGGACCCCUGUCCGGAUACCCCCACCUGCUCCCUCUUCCAACCCCAAAGCUUCAGCUUCUGCUUCUGCUGCUGCUGCUGCAGGAGGCAGCUUGAAGAAGCCUCCGGCUAAAAAAGCUGAGACCUCGUCAUACUCUGAUUCCUCCUCUAGUUCAGAGAGGCCUCCUGUCAGAAAACCCUCUGCCCCAUGCACUCCAAAAACCCCGUUAUCUGCCCCAGCUGCCUCAGGUGCCCUGGCGGCAAAGCCAGCAUCCGCACCGGCGGCCAAAUCACACCUGAGGGCCUCCGACUCGGACAGCAGCGAAGAGGAGAUUGAGCUGGUCAUUAGGAAGCCGGUGCUGAACGGCAUGGGCCUGCAUGUAGCAGGGGUGGUGUCCUCCAGUCCUCUAGUAGGGGCAGGCAGGGGCCGGACGGACGCCAGGAGCCCAGGAAGAGGCGCGGGGCGCGGGGAGGGAAGGUUCGCCGCACGGAGGGGGUCCUCCAGCCGGGGUGGAGGAAGAGGCAGCGGACGAGGGAAUGGAACGCCAUGGAGCAAAGGCUUCCGGUACGACAACAGCGACGACGACCGCACAAGAGACAGAAGGUUUAAUGAUUCGCUGACCAACACUAGUUUGAUCCUGCAGAAUCCGCCUGAACCGGUUCCUCCACGGGACUAUAAUGUGCUCCCACUAUUGGCUGCACCCCCACCUGUCGGGCAGAAGAUCGUCUUUAAGCUUCUGGAGCUGACUGAGAAUUACACUCCUGAGGUGUCAGAUUACAAGGAAGGAAAGAUUACUGGAUUCAAUGUCCUCACCAACAUGGUAGAGCUGCAACUACUGUCCAGGCCUAAAGUUCCUACAGAGCCGGGUAAGUUUGACCUGGUGUAUGAGAACGCUGACGGUUCUGAGGUGGUGGAGUAUGCCGUAACCCAAGGAUCCCAGCUGACCGAGCGGUGGGACUCCCUGUUGGAACCUCGGCUCGUUGUGGAGAACGUGGGAUCGUAGGAACGCCAGAACGUGUGGAUGAGUCUUCAUGAUGGUGCAGUAAAGCUGAAGAACACAGCAGCUGAAGAUCUAAGGGAACACGUCAACCUCUGCUUUUAAUGUAUAAUGUUUAGACCUGCCUCUGUUUGACUGUAGCAGAUGUAAAAUAGAAAUGACUUCCUGAUAAAGGAUAUGAUUUUAAUUUUUUCUAUGAGUAGCCUAUGCCAACUGUGAAGACUGAAUAAAUGAAUAUUCUUUGUAAAGAA
Molecule: messenger RNA, 2203 nt
Organism: Sardina pilchardus (European sardine)
Lineage: Eukaryota; Metazoa; Chordata; Actinopteri; Clupeiformes; Clupeidae
Gene: coil
Product: coilin p80
Exons: 7
Coding region: 21-1958 (645 amino acids)
Biological process (GO): spliceosomal snRNP assembly
Cellular component (GO): Cajal body
Molecular function (GO): U2 snRNA binding; U1 snRNA binding
Source: RefSeq, a predicted model, not a curated record